AUGGCGGCCUCAUCAUCGAAGAGCGAGGAGGAGUUUCUUGAUAAUGCCGUUGCUACUGCCAAUGAGACAGGAUGCCUUAUGUCAUUACAUGAAUGGUCGACCGAGGAGGGCUCCUCAUCAGUGCAAGAGAGCCAGCCAGAGAGUCAGCCAGAAGAAGAAAGAGAGGAUGAAGAAGAUGGGGAUGGUGAAAGUGAGGAUGGUGAUGGGGAUGAAGGGGAGAAUGGUGAUGAGGGUGAAAGCAGGGAUGACGGGGAGGCUAUAGAGGAGGAGGAGGAUGAGGAUGAGUCAAAAGAUACCUUGGAUGACAGUGGUGGCCAGGGUGAUGAGGAUGAGGAUGGCGAUGACAGCUCAGAGGAUGACAGCGACAACAGUGACAUCCCAGAGCCAACUCCAACCAAAAGGCGCCGUCCACAACCAGCCCCUCGUAGGAAGAGAGGAAAAGUACAGCCUGAAUCUGACAAUGUUCCCGAUCCACCGUCGGUUUACCAGCCAGACUACCCCUGCGAUGAAGAUGGUUGGACGAGAACCCUACAUAACAUCAGCAUCGAGGCCUUCAGGGGGAAAACACCGCACGGAGCCUGUUUUCGACGGUCCGACUCGCCACUCAACUACUUUCUCCAUUUUUUCCCACUAAGCCUUCUACUGUCAAUAGUAGCGUGGACAAACGUAAGGCUGAAAAAACCACGGAAAGUGCUCACAAAUAUCCGAGAAAUUCGUGCCUGGUUUGGUGUUCAUGUUUUGAUGGGAGUAGUCAAAGUCAACAAUUACCGGCUCUACUGGUCCACCCACCCAGCCCUACACAACACAGCCAUUUCCACUACAAUGACAAGGAACCGGUUCGACACACUAAAUGAAUACCUGGCCUGCAAUGAUCCUCAAAAAGACCCGGAACUCAUAAAGGACAAGGCUGAGCGAUACUGUACAAAGAAAAAACAUCCCCUGUACCUCCUCCAACCAAUCUGGGACAAAGUGCGAGAUCAAUGCCUUCAUCAGUACAACGCCGCCCGAGAGCUAACGGUUGAUGAGGCAAUGAUAAAGUACCGUGGCUUCAAGUCAUGUGUUCGGAAGUUUUUCAUGCCCCUCAAACCCAUCAGAGCAGGGUUUAAAGUGUAUGUGCUGGCGGAGUCUUCUACAGGAACCACCCUUAAUUUCAUGGUCCAUCCUCAUGGUGACAAGCCAUCAAAAAUGGCCGACAUCACCAUGAAAGUUACAAAACACCAUCUUGGCCGCUACCACCACCUCUAUACUGAUAAGCUUUACACAUCCGUCAACCUCGCCAAUCUCCUCCUUCAAAAAUCAACAUACCUUACAGGGGCUGUGAAGUCGAAUAGCAAGGGGCUCCCCAAAGACCUACUCACCACCUCGGCAAACCCUGACAGGCAGAGAGCUGCAAAUGCCAAAAAAGUCCCAAGAGGCACAUUUUACAUCCGACAGAAUGGCAGCAUCAUAGCGGCGAUGUGGAAGGACAGCUGGGUGAUGAUGACCCUUUCCACAGGUCACCAGGGUUGGCGAGAUCCUCUCCAUCACACUGUCAAGAAGAAGAUUCCACACCCGGACACAGGUCGGCUAAUCAAGAGCGACAUACCUGCUCCUCCCCAGGCAAUCGAUUAUACGAGAUACAUGGGUGGUGUCGAUCGAGGAGAUCAACUGCGAUCUUACCAUACUUGCUCCAGGAAAUCCCAGUUCUGGUGGAAGAAGCUAUUGUACUUCCGGAUCGACAUUGCCCGUGUGAAUGCCUGGAUUGCCUUCAAACAGCAUCACUGUCCUGAGGAUGAGGACGAUGAUGAGGAGGAAGACGUUUCCUCUUCAACCAAGACGAUGAGCCACACGUCUUUCAUCGUUCAACUCGGCACUUAA
Molecule: messenger RNA, 1857 nt
Organism: Asterias rubens (European starfish)
Lineage: Eukaryota; Metazoa; Echinodermata; Asteroidea; Forcipulatida; Asteriidae
Product: piggyBac transposable element-derived protein 3-like
Exons: 1
Coding region: 1-1857 (618 amino acids)
Source: RefSeq, a predicted model, not a curated record